AUGGUGAAGCCUCGUACACCCAUAGCUAACCCCGCUUCUGCCGGCACAACCUCCACGAAAAGCCCCGCCGCCGUAAAGAAAGUCACGAUCGCUCCAGAAUCCUUACCACCCUCCCAACGCAACAAGAAGGCCCCCCGUAAGCUUGAUACGCGCGGCAGCAACCCGGUAACAGCAACCACGGGCGCCGCCACGUCUGCCCUCAAUGCCGGCGUCAACACAGCCACAUCGGCCCUGACCGGCACGACCUCGACUGCUGUAGGUGCUACAAACGCCCUCACCUCCGGUGUAACCGGCGGCGUCUCCAAGACGGCGGAUCGCCUCCCCCCAGGCGUUGGCCAGCCCGUCUCACACAUUUCGUCGGGGGCGGGCAAGACGCUGACGGGCACGACGAGCGGCGUGCGUGACGCGGCCAACAGCACAGUCAAGGGCGUUGGCUCUGCCGUCACGGGCACCACGUCUGCCCUGGGCCAGGGCGACAUCGGCGGCGCCGUUGGUGGGCUCACUGGCGGUGUGGGCAGCACCGUUGGCGGCGCUGGUAAAGGGCUUGGCGAUGCGCUUGAGGGCGCAACGGGCGGUGUCGGGCACACGCUCGGCGGUCCCGUUGGCGGCGUCGUCGGUGGCGUCGGCAAGGGCCUCGGCGAUGCGGUCGGCGGCAUCACCGGCGGCCUUGGGGACGGCGUGACGAGGCUGGGGAAAGGCGAUAUUGUAGGUGGGUUAGGUAGCACCGUUGGUGGCGUUGGCAAAGGCUUGGGUGGGUUGGCCGGGGGAGUGCUGGGCGGUGUAGGCGUAGGAAGGAAGGAAGAGUAG
Messenger RNA from Lasiodiplodia theobromae, 807 nucleotides. Its product is annotated as Extracellular membrane cfem domain protein. NCBI's taxonomy places the organism in Eukaryota, Fungi, Ascomycota, Dothideomycetes, Botryosphaeriales, Botryosphaeriaceae. Bases 1 to 807 code for a protein of 268 amino acids. The transcript has 2 exons. The record is from RefSeq and is a predicted model, not a curated record.